AUGGGAAACAAGCUUUCGCCUCUACUAGCAAACGUUUUCUUGAGCGAUUUCGAGGUAGCUUUAGGCACAGAAAAGCUCUUCCCUCGAGUUUGGAGACGUUACGUGUACGACAUUUUCGCAGUCGUGAAAGAACGCUACCUAACGCAGACCCUUGACCUAUUGAACUCCCGUCACAGCACAAUAAAGUUUACGGUAGAGAAGGAAAUAGAAGGGAAAUUGCCAUUCCUAGACCUGAUGAUAACCAGGAUAGCGGACAACAAACUAAAAUUCGGGGUCUACCGUAAACCGACAUCCACAGACAGAUACAUAACGUCCGACUCUAAUCAUUUCGGCGCUCAAAAACAAGCAGCCUUCCAUUCCAUGGCCCAUCACAGACAAAACGCGACAACGUUAGAGCAGGACAAAAAACAGGAACGUAGAAUCUGCUUGCCGUUUUACCACAAAAUUACUAACCCCGUUCAAACCGCCCUAAAACAGCAUGGUUACCAAGUCGCAUACAAAAGUGGUAACACCUUGAAAGACCUCUUGUGUAAUCUAAAAGACAAGGUUCCAACCGAUCAAAAAUCGGGGAUCUACCAAAUCCCCUGUAAAGAUUGCCCCGCAGUAUAUAUUGGACAAACUCGCCGAAAGUUCAAAGUCCGCAUUCGAGAACAUAAACAUGCUGUCGACCACGAAAGAGGCAACGACUCCAGUGCGGCAGCAUACACUAUAGCCCACAAUCACACCAUAGACUGGGACAGUGCGAAACUCGUGAAAACUGUACGGAAAGCUGCACACCUGAACGCAUGGGAAUCAAUGUACAUAGCCAAUGCUGAACACGUGCUUAUGAACGAGGACGACGCGCCAAUAUCAUCACCCCUUUUCCACUUGACAAACCUGAAAAUUCAGUGA
Molecule: messenger RNA, 891 nt
Organism: Topomyia yanbarensis
Lineage: Eukaryota; Metazoa; Arthropoda; Insecta; Diptera; Culicidae
Exons: 1
Coding region: 1-891 (296 amino acids)
Source: RefSeq, a predicted model, not a curated record